GUAUAUAAAGCAGGACAACGACGGACGGAGGACGGCUGGGGAAGUCGCAGCCCGGGAUUGUAAAUAAGACCGCAAAAACUGUGUUUUAUUUACAAAAGUAAUGCCGGCUGUUUUAAGAUACCGUUCCCAGUUGUUUUAAGUCGUUUUUCGUAAUUUUUGGCUCUAUUCUCGCCUAUUUCCGUGUGGUUUUUACACUACGCGUAUAAUGGCGAGCUCGGCUAACUCGAACCCAGUGGUAAGGAUCAAUCUCUAAGGAUUGUCAGCGGGGAAGAAUGGGGGUAAAGAUAAUGGAAAGCUGUCGACGAGCUGCUAAUUAUUGAUUUCAGUGAAAUUAAUUUGCUGUAACAUCCACUUCACUUUUAUAUCUAAUAAAAUGAAGGCUUAAUUCAGUCAUUCGGCCAUUUUAAUCAUUUUUGGAAACUAGACUGUUCUCUGAGAUAAAGCCAUCUGGUAGGAGCAAUGGCUAACGUAAGAGGAGCUGUACAUAAACCUAAGCUGUAUAAGUCUGUGAUCGAGGAUGUGAUCAACGAGGUGCGAGAGCUGUUCCUGGAUGAGGGAGUGGAUGAGCAAGUGCUGCUGGAGCUGAAGACGCUAUGGGAAAACAAACUGAUGCAGUCCAAGGCAGUGGAGGGCUUCCACACGGAGGAGCAGGCAGCCCUGCAGGCCGCAGCGCAGCAGCAACAACAACAACAACAUCAACAGCAGCAACAGCAUCAUCAGGUGCAGCAUCAGGUGCAGCAUCAGGUGCAACAUCAGGUGCAGCAUCAGGUGCAGGUCCAACAGGUGCAGCAGGUGCAGCAGCAAGCCCAGGCCCAGCAGGUCAUCCAGCAGCAGCAAGCUCCCCAGCAGCAAGUCAUUGUCCAGGAUCCCAAGAUCCUACAGCACAUGAAUGCAACGGGCAUGAGUGCAGCAGCGACCGCAGCAACCCUCGCCCUGCCCACAGGGGUCACCCCGUACCAACAGCUCAUCACCAGCCAAGGUCAAAUCCUGCAGGUGGUCCGGGCUGCCAACGGGGCUCAGUACAUCAUCCAGCAGCCGCAGCAGCAGAUCCUCUUGCAGCAGCAGAUGCAGCCCGGGGGGGUGCAGGCACCGGUCAUACAGCAGGUAUGCCCCAUUAGACAGGUCCUGGCUCCUCUGCAGGGAGGCAUCCCCCAGCAAACAGGAGUCAUCAUCCAGCCGCAGCAGAUCGUCUUAGCUUCAGGAAACAAAGUCCAAGGCAACACACAGGUGAUGCAGUCGGCGCAGAUGGCCCAGCAGCCGGCUCAGGCCGCUCAGGUGCAGCUGCAGCAGGCCCAGGGCGCAGCUGCACCACAGGCCCAGCAGCAGCCUCAGGCCCAGCAGCAGCCUCAGGCCCAGCAGCCUCCCAUAAUGCUGCAGGUGGACGGCGCCGGAGACACCUCCUCAGAAGAGGACGAGGAUGAGGAGGAGUACGAUGAAGACGAGGAAGAGGAGAAGGACAAGGAGGGGGGAGAGGACGGCCAGGUGGAAGAGGAGCCGCUGAACAGUAGUGAUGAUGUCAGCGAUGAGGAGGACCAGGAGCUGUUUGAUACAGAGAAUGUAGUGGUGUGCCAGUAUGACAAGAUUCACAGAAGUAAGAACAAAUGGAAAUUCCAUCUGAAGGACGGGAUCAUGAAUCUGAACGGGAGAGACUAUGUCUUCUCCAAAGCCAUUGGGGACGCCGAAUGGUGAAGUAAAAGACGAAGAAUAAAAGAGAGAAAGACAAAGCAACAGGAGCAGAAACUCUGUACCUCCUUCUCUGCAGUUAACAGAUACUUCAAUAUCCUUCCACAUCCUGGGACUGGAUUGGUUUCAGGAAACUUCUUCGGAGUCUUUGAGAACUCUGACAAACCAAAAGGAUUGUGAGGUACUGUAAAAAAAAACGGGGGUGUCUUGAAACACACCCGACUGGCCUUUUGCGGAAAGAGAAAGCGACAGUGGAAGGUUACGCACACGGCGUUCUUUAUCUUUUUGGCUUCUUCUACAUUUUUUGGAGAGUAAGCAUUUCACAUCGUACAGGUGUAGUGGACCAGGGUGACCUGCCCCCGCCACAGGAGGGCCAUUCAAUAUAACCCCUGUAGAUGAGAAACACCUGGAUGCCGCACUGAAGGAUUCAGUCCUACCUUAGUGCCACCGGUCAAGAUGCUUCCUUUCACUUAUGGCCAAAAAUGUUGUUCUUGUUCCCUAAAAUCAUGAAAACUGAGUGUUUUAAUGUAGGCAACGACCUGUUAUUGUUUUAAACUUUUUUUUAAAAACGUGUUCCAUGAAGGGUUAAGGCCAAGGAAUUACAUUAAUAAAAAAAUUCAAUAAUUUUAAGACAUUAUUUUAAUCUGAGCACUCAAUUCCCCCCCACCCAAACGUUUUUUUCUCAUCUGCUUCUCUGGAGCGUCAUUCCAUCUUUAUCCAAAAAACUUCACACAGAAAAAGGAACAGAUCCAACACUGAAUUCAUUUAAGAAUUGUACAAAUAGCGUUUGUCCUGUUGGUGUAUCUUCUUUGCUCUUAUUUUUAGAUCCCUGCAGCCGUCUGAAAGUGUGCACUGUCAGUUUAUCAAUGUGUUGUCAAACCAGUUAGUUGAGUUAAUCAAUAGCCACAGCGUGCUCUCUUUGUGCGGGUCUGUGAAAGAAAGUGAGCGUGUUUAUGUUGAUUGAUGUGUAUGUUCUCACUGCUUUUUCUCACACACCCAUCAUCUCAAAAUGUCUCUGUUGGAUCAGUUAAAUUGAUUUUAAUUUAACUUCUUUCGGUGGGUACAUGCAUCCUUUCCUAAUCACUUUUUUUAUUUAUUCCUGAAAGUUCAUGACAUGUUUUUUUGUUUUUUAAAGCUUGGCAAGCCGCACCAAACUGUGCUCUUAUAAUCUAAUAAGUGUUCCUUUUCUUUCUCGCUGUUGGAUGGACAAAGCUUGAUAAACGCUAUGAUCCAAAUCAUUUCGUCCGACACAUGUUCUCCUGUGCUUUCAUUUUAUUCAUGACUUUUAAAUGAGAAUAUUUUCUAUCGAAGUGAGUUUAACUCGGGGGGCCUGUGUGUUUCUCUGCAGUUUGUUUUUAGUGCCCCUGUUGCAGCAAUUUGAAAUAAAGUACGUGUUUUUUGAA
Molecule: messenger RNA, 3086 nt
Organism: Gymnodraco acuticeps
Lineage: Eukaryota; Metazoa; Chordata; Actinopteri; Perciformes; Bathydraconidae
Gene: gtf2a1
Product: general transcription factor IIA, 1
Exons: 10
Coding region: 460-1689 (409 amino acids)
Biological process (GO): transcription by RNA polymerase II; transcription initiation at RNA polymerase II promoter
Cellular component (GO): transcription factor TFIIA complex
Source: RefSeq, a predicted model, not a curated record